Messenger RNA from Capsicum annuum, 441 nucleotides. RefSeq lists its product as uncharacterized. The record is from RefSeq and is a predicted model, not a curated record. NCBI's taxonomy places the organism in Eukaryota, Viridiplantae, Streptophyta, Magnoliopsida, Solanales, Solanaceae. The coding region runs from base 1 to 441 and encodes 146 amino acids. The transcript has a single exon.
AUGACUCCUUACAGAGGAGAUAAUGUGAGGUAUCACCUUUCUGACUUUCGACGUGGUGCAACACGACAAUUGCAGGAGCCGAACGGAUGCAUUGAAAAUUUUAAUUAUUUGCAUUCUUCUUGUAGAAACAUAGUAGGAUACACAUUUGGUGUAUGGAAAGCAAAGUGGUCUAUUUUGCGCGACAUGCCUUACUAUAACAUUGACACACAAAUGGAUAUCGUAAUUGCUACUAUGGCCAUUCAUAAUUACAUUAGAAAGAAGUGCAACGUAGAUAAUGCAUUUCAAACGGAUGAGAAUGAAAGAUAUAUUCCAUCGGUUGAUUUUGAUGUAGGCACAACUUCAACGACUAACAAUAUAGAGGGCGAAAAUGUGAGUGAGGAAAGUAAUGUACAUUGGGUUUGGCUUCAUGAUAUGAUUGCUAAUGAUAUUUUUAAUGCUUAA